AAACCAAAUCCCUCAAAAUUUAAAAUUAUUCCCCCAAAAAAUAAGCAAAAGCAAAGAACAAAAUCCGCUUUCUCCCAUCCCCGCGGGAGCCGCACCCGCUCUCUCAAUACCUUCCAUCCUCAACAACAACAAACACUACUCCUUAACCCCUCAAAUGAGCCCCAUCACUCACCACCACCACCACCUUUCCAAAUCCUCCACCGCCCCCGUCACAACCACCACUUCUUCCUCCACUACCCAAGCCUGCGCCGCUUGUAAAUACCAACGCCGUAAGUGCGCUCCCGAUUGCAUUCUUGCUCCUUAUUUCCCUCACGAUCGUCAACGUCAAUUCUUAAACGCUCAUAAACUCUUCGGUGUUAGCAAUAUUACUAAAAUUAUCAAGAAUCUUGAUCCCUUUGAGAAGGAAGAAGCAAUGCGUACCAUUAUUUUUCAAUCUGAUGUCCGAUCCGUUGAUCCUGUUGGCGGUUGUUAUCGGAUUAUUCGAGAUCUUCAACGUCAAAUUGAAUAUAAUAAGGCCGAGCUUGAGAUUGUGCUUCAUCAAUUGGCGAUUUGUAAGCAACAGGCCGCUGCUGCCGCGGCUGCUGCUGCUGCCGCCGCGAUUCUUGAAGGGGAUCCGAUGACUGGAUAUGGCGGGAUUGAGCAUCAGUUUGUGGAAGGAUAUGAAGGCGAAGGGUUUGUGGUUGGGGAAAAUGAGAAUGGAGAGAGUUUGGAAGAUCAGGAAGUGGAGGUUUGGGGAAUUCAAGAUUCCUGUUCUUCAUUGCAAUUGAAACAAGCUGGCUCUGUUCAUGAUUUUCAUGACAUCAAAAUCCACGAUAAUAAUCAUCAUCAACAUCAUCAUCAACAACAACUUCUUAAAUUUCAAAUCGAUCAUCAUCAAGAUUUGGUUCAUCAAAGUGAAGAACCAAUGCUGAAGAUGGACAAUAUGAUAUUGAAAGAAGAUUCUGACCCAAUACAACAGGUUCAAGAUCAAGAACUUAAAGGUGCAGUAGACACUUUAUUUACCUUCCCAUCUUGUGAUACUUAGCUUCAGCACAGCCCUUUCUCCUUCAUCACUUUAGUUUUCUUUGAUUAAUUAGUCCAUAAAUGCCUUUGGAGAAGAAAAGGUGUGAGUCAUUUAUAAAAGAGAAUGAGGUAAGGUAUGAAUAAUUUGCGCCCUUCUCCAACGUUCACUCCAUGUACUUAGGUAUAUCAUAUCUAUAUACCAAUUCAUUAACUUUUCAUACUUCACAGGAAUUAAACAUUUGUUUAUUCACCUUGUC
Messenger RNA from Cucumis sativus (cucumber), 1259 nucleotides. RefSeq names its product LOB domain-containing protein 22. The record is from RefSeq and is a predicted model, not a curated record. Lineage: Eukaryota; Viridiplantae; Streptophyta; Magnoliopsida; Cucurbitales; Cucurbitaceae. The transcript is spliced from 2 exons. Bases 155 to 1024 code for a protein of 289 amino acids.